CCAGGUUAAUAAUAUUACUGCGUGCGGCCAAGGGGGCGACUUUUACAUCCUCUGGUAGGUUUGGAUAUUAUUUUUAGUGCUUGGGCGUUGUUACUAGUCUUUUCGCUAGCCGGACCAGUCAUUAUUUGUGCCGCCAUCCGUACGAAUUUACUCGACUCGUCCAUGCGCCAAAUUGAAACGCCUUGUUCUCCUGGAAGGUCGUAUGGCGUACGAAUCCACGGCCCAGAGCACGGGCUGUGACUGGUGUGUUCAUUAUCGACCAUGCCGCAGAGGAACAAGGCCAUGUCAGGCGGGCUUCCGGCCAUCAUCUCUGAUCUCCUGGACCCCCGUGUUCCUCUUAUUCGCCAGUCCCUUCUCUACCAGGCGCGGUGGGUGUUGGGUGAGUGUCGUCCUUCUGUGAAUCUCACUUAUCCUCCCUCCAUCGCAAUAUACAGCAGAUAUGGCCAGACCAGGAGUUUGGCACGGCUGGAGGCAGCUGGUGGCUGCUCUACUAGCGGUGGCUAAUCUGGUGCACGGCUUCGACCUGGACAUCAGCAGUACUGAAUCCCUCAAAAAUGCCGCCAGCACAGCGAUCUACGGACAAAUGCACUUGUACCAAGGAAAUGCAUCAGGCGCCAUUCCCGGUAAGCUGCCUGGCACUUGGUGGGAAGGAGGAGCACUGUUCAUGGCCGCCAUCGAGUACUGGCACGAAACUGGAGACACCACCUACAACAAUGAAGUCAGUGUUGGCAUGCAGUGGCAGGCUGGUGAUGGCGACUACAUGCCGUCCAACUGGAGUAGCUACCUGGGAAACGACGAUCAAAUGUUCUGGGGACUGGCAGCGAUGACAGCAACUGAGCUCCAGUAUCCAGCUUAUGGGACAUACUCGUGGUUGUCGCUCGCGCAAGGAGUCUUCAACACCCAAGUCGCACGAUGGGAUCCCACCACUUGCGGCGGAGGUUUGCGCUGGCAGAUCUGGGCCUACGAAGCAGGAUACAAUCUCAAGAACGCCAUCUCCAAUGGAGGUCUGUUCCAGCUCGCUGCCCGCCUAGCAUAUUAUACCCAUAACGCGACCUACGCCGAAUGGGCCGAAAAGAUCUUCGACUGGUGUGCUUCCACCCCGCUGCUAAGCACCGAAACCUGGAAUGUCGCCGAUUCCGUGGAGGUCGGGAACAAUUGUACCACCCAGGGAAAUAACCAAUGGUCCUAUAACUACGGCACAUUUAUCAGCGGAGCUGCCUACAUGUACAAUUACACAAAUGGCACCGAAAAGUGGGAGAAGGCCGUUAAUGGUCUCCUUGGAGUCACUCUCAAGACAUUCUUCCCGACCCAGUACGGCGGCAACAUCAUGUCCGAAAUCCUCUGCGAACCCACUGAGAUCUGUAACGCCAACGAGAUUCUUUUCAAGGGCUUAACUGCCGCGUGGCUGGCGUUCACCAGCGUCCUGGUGCCAUCGACCUACGACCAAAUUCUCCCUAAGCUACAGGGGUCCGCAGAAGCGGCAGCAGCAUCGUGCAGUGGUAACAACAACAACUCCUGUGGUGUCCGCUGGUACACCAAAGCCUGGGACGGAUGGACUGGAAUUGAGGAGCAAAUCAGCGGAACCAAUAUAUUCGUUGCCAAUCUCGUUGCCGCCAACCGGACGAGACCAGUGACAGCGACCACUGGAGGAAACAGUACGAGUGAUCCGACUGCCGGACAGGACGAUCACUCUACCUCGACCCAACUGGCCGCGAUCACCACGGGCGACAAAGUGGGCGCUGGUUUCUUGACCGCUGGCUUUGUCACAUCCUGGAUCGGGUUGCUUGUAUGGAUGGUGAUUGGCACUUGAGAGAUCUUGUGCUGGUUUGCCCGUUUCGUAUGACAUAGACUUCCAAUUAUUGAUUAGCCUCGUGUAUUUUUAAUCUUAUGCAAGCAUAUUUUUUCCUUUCGAGGGGGCAAAACAAUCAUCGAUGCGCCAAGUUCCAACAUUCAUGGCUGGCUUCUACGAAAUCUGUCGUCCACCGGUAGAAGACAGGAAGCUCAAUCAGAUCUUCAAUUCCAAAGAGUGCCAAGAACAAGAUCCGAUCCGAUCUACGUACUCUAUGCGCC
Molecule: messenger RNA, 2070 nt
Organism: Paecilomyces variotii
Lineage: Eukaryota; Fungi; Ascomycota; Eurotiomycetes; Eurotiales; Thermoascaceae
Product: glycosyl hydrolase family 76 protein
Exons: 4
Coding region: 440-1810 (456 amino acids)
Biological process (GO): carbohydrate catabolic process; fungal-type cell wall biogenesis
Molecular function (GO): mannan endo-1,6-alpha-mannosidase activity
Source: RefSeq, a predicted model, not a curated record